CUGACUGGCUUGGUCAUCUCUUUUCUGCACUUCAAGGGAAAGGCAAGAUCUUGCACAAGGGACCCCCUGCGUCUGUCCCCUCCGGCUGGCUGGCUGAGGAAGAGUGCCAUGGGACCUCUCCACCUGUUUCUCCUGCUGCUGGUCACAGAGCUGUCCCAAGCCCUCAACACCACGGUGCUGCAGGGUGUGACCGGAGAGUCCCUGAGGGUGUCAUGUACUUAUGAUGCUGUAAAGCACUGGGGUCGACGCAAGGCCUGGUGUCGUCAGCUGAGUGAGGAGGGCCCGUGCCAGCGUGUGGUGAGCACACAUGGUGUGUGGCUGCUGGCCUUCCUGAGGAAGCGUAACGGGAGCACAGUCAUCGCAGAUGACACCCUUGCUGGAACCGUCACCAUCACUCUGAGGAAUCUCCAAGCCGGUGAUGCAGGCCUCUACCAGUGUCAGAGCCUCCGAGGCCGAGAGGCUGAGGUCCUGCAGAAGGUCCUGGUGGAGGUGCUGGAGGAUCCUCUAGAUGACCAAGAUGCUGGAGAUCUCUGGGUUCCGGAGGAGUCAGAGAGAUUCGAGGUUGCCCAAGUGGAACACAGCACCUCCAGGAGCCAAUCAGGAGAGACUUCCUUCCCACCCACUUCCGUUCUUCUCCUCCUGGCCUGUGUCCUCCUGAGCAAGCUUCUUACAGCCAGCAUCCUCUGGGCUGUGGCCAGGGCCAAGCAGAAGCAGGGGAUGCCUGUGGUCAGUGGGCCGGACUGUGGCCAAGAUGCUGGGCACCAACUUCAGAUCCUCACUGUAUCUGUUGCAGGACCCAGAGGUACGUGAGAGAAUUCCGAGUGGGAGGAGAAUUACAGCUUAAGUCCAGCCGGGAGCCAAUCCAGCCUGCAUACUCUCCCUCUGCCACCAAGACUUCUGUUUCUGCUUCUUUGCUUCAGAGGCCACCUCUGCCUAAAGCCCGCCUAUCCCAGGAGCAGGAAUACUGGUGUGCACAUCUUUGUUGAGUGAGGAAAACAGCUGGAUGGAUGAUUGCCUGUCAACUUCUAUGCUUUGGACAUUAAACAUUCUUACACACCAACUCAAGACUGCCUACUCUUUCUAGAUGGUUCUGUGUGGGUCCACAUUCUGCCCUGACCAUGGGCUUUGGACAUUAAACAUUGUCACACACAGCAACUCAGGACUGCCUACUCUUUCUAGAUGGUCUGUGUGGGUCCACGUUCUGCCCCGAUGAUGGGAUGUUGGGCACAGCUGCUGAGGAGGAGAAUUGCAGGGAGUGCUUGACUGCAUCUCCCUGUACUACUGCCGUCAGAUAUCGGGCUUUAGGGAAGUGAUGAGACACCACUCAGGGAGUGGAAAAAUGCAGUCUAAGAUGUGGCAGGGUGACGUUGGGGUUUCCUGACUCCUGGGAAUCCAGUCGCAACUGGGGUGCCACACAGAGGAAUUGGGAAUGAAGGAUCGGGGUGCAGGGGCCCUUGAUGAAGCUGGGACCAUUAGCUUAGCAGCAGUUGUCUGGAAGCGCAGAAAGUCCUUCUGUGGGAGAUUUAGGCAGUGGCUCUGUUGUCAAAGGCCUUCUCCAUGAUCCCCAUGGUGGUUCUCAAUGAAAGAGACAGCUCAUGUUUAUCCUUACCAUUUAUUGACUGUUCAUUUUGGAAAAUGGGUGCAUACCAACUCAUCAGGGUGGACCAGAGAUUAAAUACCCUUUGCAGGAAGGAAUGUCUGGGAAGGAAAGCUUACUGGCUAAACCUUCAGGGUCUCUAGGUAUCUCAUUAGCAUGGAGACCUCCAUUCAGGACUUCAUGACCAUCAUGAAGAAUGUGGACACAUGUUCCAGGCCAUGAAUCUAGUAGGGAACAGGGAGGCACCCAAGUGCGUGGGUCUCAGACCUGUUUUACCUUACUGAGUUUCCUGGCAUGGCCUACUGUCCCACAGUUUUGUGCUUCAUAAAGGGCUUCUUUCUCAGUGCUGGUAUUAAACUCAUGGUUUUGUGCAUGCUAGGCAUGAGCUUACCACUAAGCUUAUUCCCAGGGUAAGGCUAUAUGUCUGGAUGAGGAAAAGGGGGAAAAGGUAA
Arvicanthis niloticus (Nile rat) is the source of this 2049-nucleotide messenger RNA. It is a transcript of the gene Trem2, whose product is annotated as triggering receptor expressed on myeloid cells 2. Gene Ontology annotation, cellular component: cell surface. The record is from RefSeq and is a predicted model, not a curated record. NCBI's taxonomy places the organism in Eukaryota, Metazoa, Chordata, Mammalia, Rodentia, Muridae. Gene Ontology annotation, molecular function: signaling receptor activity.